Molecule: messenger RNA, 4938 nt
Organism: Alosa sapidissima (American shad)
Lineage: Eukaryota; Metazoa; Chordata; Actinopteri; Clupeiformes; Clupeidae
Gene: ndrg4
Product: NDRG family member 4
Exons: 19
Coding region: 283-1689 (468 amino acids)
Biological process (GO): positive regulation of ERK1 and ERK2 cascade; brain development; signal transduction
Cellular component (GO): cytoplasm
Source: RefSeq, a predicted model, not a curated record
GGGGGAGAGAGAGAGGCAGAGAAAGAGAGAACGAUCCAGUUAACGGAACAGCUCUAAGAGGACAAGCAUCUCUAACAGACGCACGGCAGGCACACACUCACUCACUCUCUGUCUCUCGCACAUUCAAACAUACACACACACACACACACACACAAACACGCCGACACACUCCGUCUCCCACGCAAACGCUCUCGAGCAGCCACAGCCGGAGCGAGUCGAGGACGCCGCGGAGGAAGACGACCACUCAGACACCACAACAGCAGGUCACCUACACCUCUACAGAUGGGGCCUGGAUUGUUCUGGAACUUCCCGCCAAAGGCUAGCUGCACAGUUCCUCAGAGUCUGCUGCAGAACAUGUUGCUCUCCAGGAUGGCUGCGAUGAAGGAGCAGCAGUUUACUGAGGAGAAACCCCUGUUGCCCGAGCAACGAGGACAGGACACAGAGAUGCAGCAGCGGCCGCGGAGCAGUGCGGCAGGAGCGUUUUGUAUGAACGCGCUGCCCUGUGCGAUGCCCCCCACUUGCCCCCCCUGCGCCAGCCGACCCCGUCACCGCUGGCAUAGGAUGGCACAUCACUGGCUUCAAGUCACCCGGCAUCGGACCGGCGAGUGCCUCCCGGAGAACUGCGAGACCAUGACAGUGGUUGGUGACUGGCAGGAGCAUGAUGUGGAGACGCCUUAUGGGAUGCUGCAUGUGGUGAUCCGGGGGGCCCCCAAGGGAAACAAGCCAGCCAUCCUCACAUACCACGAUGUGGGGCUCAACCAUAAGCUGUGCUUCAACUCUUUCUUCCAGAAUGAGGACAUGCAAGAGAUCACUAAGCACUUUGUGGUGUGUCAUGUGGAUGCUCCAGGACAGCAGAUAGGAGCGUCCCAGUUCCCUCAAGGGUACCAGUAUCCCACCAUGGACCAGCUGGCUGGCAUGUUGCCCACUGUCCUGCAGCAUUUUGGAUUUAAGAGCAUUGUGGGAAUUGGAGUUGGAGCUGGUGCCUACGUUCUGGCCAAAUUGGCACUGAUUUUCCCAGACCUAGUGGAAGGCCUUGUCCUGCUCAACAUUGACCCGAAUGGGAAGGGCUGGAUUGACUGGGCAGCAACCAAGCUGUCUGGACUCACCAGUGCCCUGCCAGAGACAGUCCUGCCUCAUCUCUUUAGCCAGGAGGAGCUCAUGAACAACACUGAGCUGGUGCAGAACUACAGACAACAGAUCAAUACUGUCAAUCAGUUCAACCUGCAGCUCUUCUGGAACAUGUACAACAGCCGUCGGGACCUUGAAAUGAACCGCAUAGGGACAGUGCUGAAUGCCAAGACACUGAAGUGCCCAGUCAUGCUGGUUGUUGGGGACAAUGCUCCAGCUGAAGAGGGUGUGGUUGAGUGUAACUCCAAGCUGGACCCAACUAAGACCACCUUCCUGAAGAUGUCCGAUUCAGGUGGACUUCCACAGCUCACCCAGCCUGGAAAACUGACUGAGGCGUUCAAAUACUUCCUUCAGGGGAUGGGCUACAUUGCAUAUGUAAAGGAUCGCAGGUUGAGUGGAGGGUCAGUGCCCACGGCGAGUAUGACCCGGCUUGUUCGCUCUCGGACGGCGUCGCUGACCAGUGGCAGCUCCCUGGAAGGCUCUCGCUCGCGCGCCUGCACUCAGUCGGACAGCAGUGAGGGGGUGGCCCAGCUCAGCCACACCAUGGAGGUGUCCUGCUAAGCACACUCCAUGGGAGAGGGAGGAGGAGGAGGAGGAGGAGGAGGAGGAGGAGCAGGAGGGGGAGGAGAGAGAGAGAGGCAGGGGAAGAGGAGGAAGAGAGAGAGAUGGAGAGACAAAGGGGGAAGAGACAGAGGAAGGGAGAAAAGGGAGAGGGGGGUGUAUAGAGGCAGGAGGGUGGAGAGAUAGGAUGGAGAUGGGGAGAGGUGUGGGCUGUGCUGGCUACGUUGCUUGACCACUCUCUAUCUCUCAGAGUUGUUCUCUUCCUCUUCUCCUUCUCUGUUUUUAGCCUAGUUCCACCCAGCCACCCAUCCGUCCCUGUACAAAUAGAUGGAAACCUGUCCUUUCCCCCCUUCUUUCAACAAAAACAUUGAAAGCCAUUUUGCUAUGUCACCUGCUUUCUCUUUUUUUUUUUCUCUUUUGUCUGUGAGAUUGUGAGUAUUACUAUUUUCUGACCCCAACAAACACCUACUGCCAAACCACAAACACACACACACACUGCCAAACCACACACACACACACACACACACACACACACAAUUGCCAAACCACACACACACAUAUACUCUGCCAAACCACACACACACACACACACACACACACACACACUUGUCCCAUGAAGAGUGAUUCUAAGGGCUUUGAGGAGUGGUACUGAUUUUGAGCUCAUAACCCAAAGACCAAGAGGAUAAUAGAGAGUCGCCACAGAACCAAGAGCACACACACACACACACACACAUACACAUAAGAGCACACACACACACACAGCCACGUGCUGACCAGACACUCCACUGAAAGGCAUAAGGACCUGCCAGCUGACGCUAUGACCAUGUUCAGGGACCUGGACAUAGGGGUCAGAGGAAGUCACCUCUGGGUGGUCAGUUUCGCCAAGCAGAGACGCUUAACGUGACGUCCCGACAGACAUUCAGACAGAGAGGGACUUUUAGGAGAUGUGACCGUAGAAUCAGGUGAGCCACCCACUCGUCAGAACGGAGCAUGCACCUGUUCACCCAAUCCCAGACCAAGCUGCACCACAGCCCAGCAUAGACACCACCCAGCCCAGCCCAGCCCAUGUGCAGUCAGUGUGCACUUAGCAGCAGCCUGGCACAGCCCAGCCUAACCCAGCUACAAUUCAGCUAUAGCCCAGCUAUGGCUCAGCUCAAGCCAAAGCCUGUCCUCUCCUCCUAGAUCCUACACCAUGUUUAUACCAAAGCCACACACACACACAGACAUGCACAUAGACACACACAGUUAUUAACGCUCGCACACACACACACACACGCGCAUGCAUGCACACAUGCACAAACGCACACACACAACACACACACACAGAUAGGUCUACUAGUAUGAGACCACAUAUUGCGGACUGAGAAUCAGCCCUCUUGGGGUAACAGACAUGCAGACAUGUAGACACACACACACACACACACUACACAUUCUGGAGCUGAUUUGGCUAACAUUAGUCUGAUUCACUGUAUUGUUCAUACUGUGUUGAGCCUGGAGCUCCCGGUCCCCAAUCACACACAGACGCCGUAGAGCUGGCUAAGGGUCAACCGUGAAGAGGAGGAGAUGGCCCAGAUAGCUAACUAACCCUGGGGUGGGACCUGGCCCUGUCCUGUUGAGAUGGAGGUCCGCUUCGCCAUGUCUGUCUGUGAGCGGUGGGGCUAUCUGGAGCUAGCUGCUCCAAGCUCAGAAUGUAGGGUAAAGCCCUCUCUUAAACCCCCCUCCUCAUACAACGCGGUGCCCCGCGGCUCACAGACGCUCUCAGCGGCCCCUCUCCCGCUCAUCACCUGGCCGUCAAAACCCCCGUGAAGCUACGGCCGUCAGCUACGCGAAGCUCCGGCCCCUGCGCUGACCUUUCGUCACACGGCACCAGCCUCUACUCGGACAUGCGAUGACAUGCGGUGCCCAGAGUCCACAGACGUGGCCUUAAAACUCUCCUCAAGUGGUGCCCAGGCCCUUACCUCUCCUCUCUGCUACCCGAAGGCUGCUGCCGCCGCCGCUGCUGCUGCAUUCACAUAUGUGCUAGACACACACAGUCACAGAAAAUACCCCUGUAGUUGUAGCUCUGAGGUCUGGAGAACUGGCUGGUACUGUAAGUGUAUAAAAAAGCCGCAGAUUUACUCACUGACGGACAACAACAAUAGGAAGCAGUUGCCCACACCAUACACUACAUGCUUUAUAGCAGAGAGUGAGGUGAGGGAGAGAGAGAGGACAUAGACAGUGGACAGAAACCUGUGGAGGUGUGUGUGUGUGUAUGAGAGAGAGAGAGUGCAAGCAGUGAGAACGUAAGUUCAGGAAUAUGUCUUUAGAGAAGGAUAUUGGUAUUGUUAUUAACAUAAAAAUGCAGUGCUUGUUUAUUACAGGCUGACCACCUUAUUGCAAAGAACAUGGGACACACACACAAACACUCACACAAACUCUCUACCAUCUUCUCUCUUCCAUAUACAUAUAAAUAUAUCUAAUAUAUAUGAAGUGUAUUUGCCUCCUCCGCUCCUUGCCUCUGUUUGCAUGCUCUGUUAGUCAUGACGGUACAAGCCUGUGCUAUUGUCUUACCUCCGUGUGACGUAGAGAAUAUUUCGCCUGUGGCUCCUGAAUGUACUACCUUUGAAAGUGCUGUACAGUCCCAGCCCUUCCUCCGGCCUGGCCCACAGCUCCCUGCACUCUAGCUAGAAACUUUGUUGUUUUGUUUUCUUUUGCUUUUACUUUGGUGACCCAGACAGCGCUGCUGUCUUUCUCUGGCCCGGAUCCGGCUCUGAUGUGGCGCUGAGGCCUCGUCCGAGCCCAAGUUCCGGCCCCACGUGUUGUCAUUGCAAUGGAGCAUCAUUCCAUUCGAAAAACUGAGCUCUCCUCUUUUUAUAUUUUAAUUAGUAGCUCUUCUCCAGCCAUGUAGAGGUUUUUUUUGUUUUGUUUUUGUUUUUGAUGUUUUAUUGAUAUCCAUAAUAAUACUAUUAUCAUUACUACUGUUAGCAUAACUGAAUUUGUAAUGAGCAAUACGUUGUGUUAAUAGACAGACUGAUUUAGUUUGAGUCUUCCUGCCCAGAGAGGACCUGACCCUGGUGCUGAUCCUUGCCAGGUCAAGUGUCAAAGGUCAGGGGUCAGGGUCAGGGCCUGUCUGGGUGAGUCUUGAGGCCAGGAGCAGCGUCCUGUCUCUCCAUAGCAACAGUGUUAAUGAAAUAUGUACAGAACAUCUAUAAAGGAAAUUGUCACUCUGUGUUCCGAAUAUGAAUCAAAUAAAGAAUUCUAGAAAGAAAA